UUAAUCGGAGCCGGAAGUGCAUCAUUCACAGCUUUUAGGUCCAUACGCAUUAAUGAUCCGACAGCCAAAGUAUUAAUGAUAGGAGAAGAGCCUUUUUUUCCAUAUAUGCGACCACCUCUAUCUAAAGAAAUGUGGUAUGGUGACAAUCCAGAUAUGGCUCAGAUGCUGUCAUAUCGAUGGAAUGGAAAAGAACGUAGUUUAUUUUUUGAACCUCCAGAUUAUUAUUUCACUGUUAAAGAAUUACUUGAAAAUAAAAAUGGUGGUGUAUCUGUUAUGCGCGGUGUGAAAGUUGUUAAAAUAGACCCUAUGUCACAAAUAGUUUAUUUAGAAAAUGGUGGAAAAAUUUCGUAUGAGAAAUGUCUUAUUGCUACUGGUUCAAAACCAAAAAAUCUUCCUGUUUUUGAAAAGGUUGAGGAUUCCAUAAAAAAACAUAUAACGUUAUUUAGAACUGCUGACGAUUUUAAAAAGUUAGACAGAAUUUCUAGGAAAAUAAAUGCAAUUGUUGUUGUGGGAGGUGGAUUUUUAGGAAGUGAAUUAGUUUAUGGACUUGCUAAAAGAGGUACUAGUAGAGGUUUAAAAGUAGUUCAACUAUUCCCAGAGUGUGGAAAUAUGGCAAAAAUAUUACCUGAAUAUUUGAGUAAAUGGACAUCUAAAUUUUUACAGAAUGAAGGUAUAAAAAUUAUACCUGAAGUUACUGUUAAAUCUGUAUCACAUGAAGGAUCAAAAAUACUCUUACAUUUAAGUAAUAAUGAAGUAAUUGUUACUGAUCAUGUUGUUGUAGCUGUAGGAGCUGAACCUAAUACUGAGAUUGCUAAAGAUUCUGGUCUUGAAAUUGAUAAAACUCAUGGUGGUUUUGUAGUAAAUGCAGAACUGGAAGGUAGGAAAUAUCUUUGGGUAGCUGGAGAUGUAUCGUGUUUUUAUGAUGCAAAAUUUGGGAGACGCAGAGUAGAGCAUCAUGAUCAUGCAUUUGUAAGUGGCCGUUUGGCUGGAGAAAAUAUGACAAGGAGUGGUAAACCAUAUUUAUAUCAGUCAAUAUUCUGGUCUGAUUUAGGACCAGAAAUUGGUUAUGAAGCAAUUGGUAUUGUAGAUUCAACUUUGCCAACAGUUGGUAUAUUUACUAAAGGAACAGAAACUGAUACCCUUGAAUCUGUUGAUACCAAUGGACAAAGCAUUCAAUCUAAUUCUGAGCAAAAAAUUGUAAAUAAAAGUGAAUUAGGAGAAAAGCACAUUCAAAACACCCUUAAAGCUGAUGACAUUUAUAGAAAAGGUAUUAUAUUUUACUUGAAGGACGAUGUAAUAGUAGGCAUUGUACUCUGGAAUGUUUUCUUGAAAAUAUCUGUUGCUAGGAAAAUUAUAAAUGAAUCGUUUAAAUUUGAAGAUGUAACAGAAAUUGCAAAACUCUUCGAGUUGCAUUCUGAAGAUUAA
This is a messenger RNA of Stegodyphus dumicola, 1425 nucleotides long. Its product is annotated as apoptosis-inducing factor 1, mitochondrial-like. NCBI's taxonomy places the organism in Eukaryota, Metazoa, Arthropoda, Arachnida, Araneae, Eresidae. The record is from RefSeq and is a predicted model, not a curated record.